This is a messenger RNA of Nothoprocta perdicaria, 876 nucleotides long. RefSeq names its product serine/threonine/tyrosine interacting protein (gene STYX). Bases 111 to 782 code for a protein of 223 amino acids. Gene Ontology annotation, biological process: protein dephosphorylation; negative regulation of protein binding; regulation of ERK1 and ERK2 cascade. Gene Ontology annotation, cellular component: nucleoplasm; cytoplasm. Lineage: Eukaryota; Metazoa; Chordata; Aves; Tinamiformes; Tinamidae. The record is from RefSeq and is a predicted model, not a curated record. The transcript has 11 exons. Gene Ontology annotation, molecular function: protein tyrosine/serine/threonine phosphatase activity; F-box domain binding.
CCGCCGCCGCCUCCGCCGCCUCCCGCCGGCGCUCCCGAGCCGGAGCCCGCGGCCCCGCUGCCCAAAUAGCCGCGCUGGGCGGUGCUGCCCGGCCCGGAGAGCGCUCGGCCAUGGAGCUCGCCAAGCCGGCCUUUCCCGCGCUGCCGCAGGCCAAGGAGGACUCGGAGGAUUGGACCUAUCCCAUGAGGAGAGAGAUGCAGGAAAUUUUACCUGGGCUAUUUUUAGGCCCAUAUUCUUCAGCUAUGAAAAGCAAGCUACCUAUACUUCAGAAACAUGGAAUAACCCAUGUAAUAUGCAUACGGCAAAACAUUGAGGCAAACUUUAUCAAACCAAACUUCCAACAGUUAUUUAGAUAUUUAGUCUUGGAUAUUGCAGAUAAUCCAGUGGAAAAUAUAAUACGAUUUUUCCCGAUGACUAAAGAAUUUAUUGAUGGAAGUUUACAAAGUGGAGGAAAAGUUCUUGUCCAUGGAAAUGCAGGGAUUUCUAGAAGUGCUGCCUUAGUUAUUGCAUACAUAAUGGAAACGUUUGGGGUGAAGUACAGGGAUGCAUUUACUUAUGUUCAAGAAAGAAGAUUCUGUAUUAAUCCUAAUGCUGGAUUUGUCCAUCAACUUCAGGAAUAUGAAGCCAUCUAUCUAGCAAAAUUAACCAUCCAGAUGAUGUCACCACUGCAGUUGGAGAGAUCUCUCUCGGUUCCACCUGGUACUACAGGAAGUUUAAAGCGAAUGCAUGAGGAGGAUGAAGAACUUGGGAACAUGCAAGUGGCAGCAGCACAGAACGGAUGACAUCCAAGGACACCAUUGUUAGUAUUGUCAAUUCCUACCAAGAAAGGUGAAGAAAACUCGGGAAAAAAGAACUAAUAAUGAAAAAUGAUGAACA